AUUACGAACGAGUUUAACAAGAUUUCAGACGAACAAAUUCAUUUCUUAUUAAUGUGCAAGCCUUUUGUUUCCGGGAUAUUUAAUUUAUUAAUUUGUGGAAAAGUAGAAUGUUUCAUUUGAGAGUUUAGUGGAUGCUGAAUUAAGAAGAGAGAUAGUAUUACAUUGUUUAUCUAAAUACUGUAGUUGUGCCGAAAUAUUUGUUGUUCUGUUGUACAGGACAUGUCCUUUGCGCAGUUUGCUGCUUAUCCAUUCCCUGUUGGAACUUCCGUACCUACUACGCAGAUGUCUACCAGUACUAGUCCGAGUGGCCAGAGAGCUUGCUGUGAAAAUGGCCGACCUAUUAUGACAAAUCCACACACAGGGCAGACAAUCUGUUCUUGUCAGUAUGAAUCAACAUUGCUUAGUUAUUCUAGGGUCCCAGGACUUCCGGAAGGAAUGUUCGGAAAUCCGGCAUACGGAGCCGCACAGUAUGUGCCCCUAGGUUCCGAAGGAUCAGCUUUUUAUUCACCUCUGACUAAUACGACUUAUGACGUUAAAGAUGCACCGGAAGCUUGGAGAAGUUUACAAGCAGGAGCGGUGUUUCCGUAUGAUCCAGCAAUGAUGUACCCUUAUGGAGCGGGAUAUGGUGGUAUCGAUUUAAACGCUCGACGUAAAAAUGCAACAAGGGAAACCACCAAUACCCUCAAAGCUUGGUUAUAUGAACAUAGAAAGAACCCUUAUCCAACCAAAGGAGAAAAAAUCAUGUUGGCAAUUAUCACUAAAAUGACUUUGACACAAGUAUCUACAUGGUUUGCUAAUGCCCGACGACGAUUGAAGAAAGAAAAUAAGAUGACUUGGUCGCCACGAAAUCGGUCCGACGAUGGUACUGAGAACGACGAUAUGGACGAUGAUUUCGACAACAAAGAAAACACAGACAACCAUGACAGAUUAUCUGACGAAAAUUCAAACAAGAUAGGCAGUGACAUCUCUGAUGGACAUAAAAGAUCAUCAGAAGAUACAAAAGAUAAAAUCAUAAAUGUUGAUGAAGAUGAUUCUAAUCUUAGUUUCAAAGAUUUUGAUGACCUUGACCCUGUUGGAAACGAAUCCGAUUCAGACAUUAGUGAACAUGGAAAAUUAAAUGACAGGUUAUCUCCCGUGUCAAGCACAGAUGGCGACACAAGACAUAAGGACUUGAAAUCUGCAAGAGUGAACGAUAGUUCUACAUCGUCUGAAAACCAACAUAAAGCAAAUACUCCAGAAGCUUCUUCCUCACAAAACAGACCAAAAAUAUGGUCGGUGUCAGAAUUUCUUAAUACUCCUAAAGAAGAUGUUUCACAGUCAAAAACAGGUUCAAGUAGUACCAUUAUGAAUGCAAUGAGCAGGUCUUUAGCAAACGCGGGAAAUUACUUUUACUUGCAAGCCAACAACCAUUCGUUACCUCACGGGAGAUAUAGUGCAUUCGGAGCCUAUCCACAUCUAUCUCUGUCUCAUACAACACUUUCAUAUCCAUAUUCUCUCUCAUCACACACAACCUCGAAGUCAAGUUUAUCUAGUCCAACGGAAGUGCAUUCUGAUUCAGACAAUAGUGACAAACUUAGGUCACGAAAUGGACUAUUCUCUCCAGCAAGAGAUAUCGAUACCGUCAGAAGCACCACGAAAGUAUAAUUUUUAAUUUAAAUAAAUGUCUUGUCUUUAUUUAUAAAAUAUAUUUUAUUUGAUUAAAACGUUGUUUGUCCAC
Messenger RNA from Mytilus trossulus (common blue mussel), 1717 nucleotides. Its product is annotated as homeobox protein araucan-like. The transcript has 5 exons. Gene Ontology annotation, molecular function: RNA polymerase II cis-regulatory region sequence-specific DNA binding; DNA-binding transcription factor activity, RNA polymerase II-specific. Lineage: Eukaryota; Metazoa; Mollusca; Bivalvia; Mytilida; Mytilidae. The coding region runs from base 220 to 1644 and encodes 474 amino acids. Gene Ontology annotation, biological process: cell development; neuron differentiation; regulation of transcription by RNA polymerase II. The record is from RefSeq and is a predicted model, not a curated record. Gene Ontology annotation, cellular component: nucleus.